CAAGUUAAUUGUUCUUUAACAUCAGCAAUUACAUACUUCUCUAUCUCAUUAAUCUUCUGCAUACACACUUUCCUUCUACACUUCUUUCAACAAUAUCCAACAUGAGUAACUCCCAGAACGCAAGCUUCAACGCCGGUGAGGCCAAGGCCCAGGCUGAGGAAAAGACCAGCCAGAUGUCAGAGAAGGCCGGAGAAAUGAUCAACCAGAUGUCAGAAAAGACCAGCCAGAUCUCAGAAAAGGCCGGAGAAAAGACCAUCCAGAUGUCAGAAAAGGCCGGGGAAAAGACCAGCCAGGCAUCAGACAUGGCCAGCGAAAAGUCUAGCCAGGCUUCAGACAUCGCCAGUGAGAAGACCAGCCAGGCCGGUGGCAUGCUCCAGUCUGCUAAGGAAUCAGUCCAAGAGGCCGGUUCACAAAUGAUGGCCAAGGCAGGGGGUGCUGCUGAAGCUGUCAAGAACGCCACUGGCAUGAACAAUUGAGCUCAGCUACUCCAUUAGCUUCUGGCCUUUCGCCACCGAAUAAUAGCAUAUUUUUUCUUUUUAUGAAUUAAUGAUCCAUUAUUGUAAUAUGGAAAGGAGCCGAAACUCUCAAAUAGGUUUUCUAUCCCUUUUUAGUAAAUUCUUUACAGUGUAAUAAUACUGUCCAAGAAUACAGUUUCUGAGCUCCUGAUAGUAGCUUGUUUCCCUUCUAAAUCAAUACAAUUACAUUUUUUAUAA
Molecule: messenger RNA, 713 nt
Organism: Chenopodium quinoa (quinoa)
Lineage: Eukaryota; Viridiplantae; Streptophyta; Magnoliopsida; Caryophyllales; Amaranthaceae
Product: late embryogenesis abundant protein, group 3-like
Exons: 3
Coding region: 102-476 (124 amino acids)
Source: RefSeq, a predicted model, not a curated record